AGAUUUUUUCUUGUAGAAAAAUUAGUAUGUAUCGACUCAACGUAUUUUUUUUUCUUCAUUCUAAUUAGUUUUGACAUUGACGGAUUUAGAUAACAGAAUAUCAACACGUGUUUUAUCAGUAUAAAUAUAAUUUAAUGAUUUUUAUAGAGUAUUAUAUGCUUAAAAUUAAUCUCAAUAAUGCUGUUAGCUGCAAUAUUAAUAAAUGUUUUUUUGCAUAGUGUUGGUGAUGAUAAAUAGUUAAUAAAAACUCAUUUUAAAAAACGCAACGUUGAAUUCACCGAUGUACCUGAUGCGAGAGUCUCAUAUUAGAUGUAGUUAACAUAAUUAUUUAUUUAGUUGUUACGUUAAGUUUAAAAAUUUUUUUUUGUUUUUUCUUGAACGCAUAAAUUUACAAAAAUGCGAAAAAUGUGGUGGUAUCUCGAUUUUCUCAUAUUUAUUACGCUUAUUUUAAUUGUGAUUUACGCCUGGACACCGCUAUUAUACGAUAACACUAAAAGAACUUAUCAGGUAGUUCAAAAAAGAUGGCAUUACUCACCAGGAGAUUAUAAAAAAGUGAAGACUAUUCUUUACUGGAAUACUAUGUACGCAGAAAAACAUAAAGACUUUAUGUUUGGUGAAGGAGAUGUCUUUAAAAAUUGUCCAGUACCUCAUUGCUAUGCGACAUCUGACAGAAAGUUAUUCAAUUUUAUAAUUGAUUAUGAUGCCAUACUAUUUCAUGGAAUCGAAAUGAAGCUAAAUGAUCUCCCGAUUUAUAGAUCGACUUAUCAGCGUUACAUAUAUUUUUCAUGGGAAUCGCCAGUUUCUAGGCCGUUAAAUGAUUUUGAAUUCGUUUUAAACCCAAAUUUUUACAACUGGACAAUGUCAUAUCGAUUGGAUUCCGAUAUAAGAAGGCCUUAUGGUCAAAUUAGGGAAAUUGAAAGUGAUACAAUAAUUGCACCGCCACUCGAUCCCGAUGGUAUUGUUAAAUGGCGAUCGUACGAUGACAAAUACAUUCCAACUGAUAAAGAAAUGGCUAUUAUUAAAGGUAAAAAAAAAAUGGCUGCUUGGUUUGUCUCACAUUGUGAAACUAAUUCUCAAAGAGAAAUAUUGGUUACCAAUCUUCAGCAGUACUUUCAGAUUGAUGUUUACGGCAAAUGUGGUGAUAAACAAUGUAAUAAGACAACGAACCAUGAUUGUUAUAAUCUUGUUGAGCGAGAUUAUUAUUUUUACUUAUCAUUUGAAAAUACUCUUUGUAAAUAUUAUAUAACUGAAAAAUUGUUUUUACCGAUGAAAAAACACGUUAUUCCGAUUGUUUACGGCGGUGCUGAUUAUUCACAAUUUGUUCCACCACAUUCCUACAUCGACGUGAGAAAUUUCAAUGAUACUCGACACUUGGCUAAAUUUUUAUUAAAAUUAUCAGCGAAUCCAGCUGCGUAUGCUAAAUAUUUUUGGUGGAAAAAAUAUUAUUCUAUCGAAGAUACUAAUGAAUCAACGCUUUGUGAUCUCUGCAAAAAACUUCAUGAUACAUCAUUGCCACGAAAAAGUAUUGACAAUUUCAAAAAGUAUUACUUAAAAAAUCAGUGCGUUUAUACAAAACUAGUUAACGUAACUGAUGAAUAAAAAAAAAUAUAAUUCACUAUAUUUUUAUCAAAGACUUGCGAAUCUCAAAUUUUGAAGUAUUUAUACAA
Messenger RNA from Cotesia glomerata, 1667 nucleotides. RefSeq names its product alpha-(1,3)-fucosyltransferase C-like. The record is from RefSeq and is a predicted model, not a curated record. The transcript has 4 exons. Lineage: Eukaryota; Metazoa; Arthropoda; Insecta; Hymenoptera; Braconidae. Gene Ontology annotation, molecular function: alpha-(1->3)-fucosyltransferase activity. Gene Ontology annotation, cellular component: membrane. The coding region runs from base 397 to 1599 and encodes 400 amino acids.